Molecule: messenger RNA, 3669 nt
Organism: Aspergillus tanneri
Lineage: Eukaryota; Fungi; Ascomycota; Eurotiomycetes; Eurotiales; Aspergillaceae
Gene: RAD5
Product: DEAD/DEAH box helicase
Exons: 1
Coding region: 1-3669 (1222 amino acids)
Molecular function (GO): ATP-dependent chromatin remodeler activity; nucleic acid binding; ATP binding
Source: RefSeq, a predicted model, not a curated record
AUGGAUUUGGGAGAUCUGAAUGACCGGCCGUUGAAAAAGAGGCGCUUUUUUGUAGACCAGGAAGUCGAUGCGACUCAAUCCAGUGAAACCACUGCUAUUCCGAGCACCGCUCACAACGCGUCUAGUCCUUGUUCCUCUCGUCUGGAUGAGAGUAAUGGCGACUAUGGAAUAGGCGAUGAUGGACAGACAAGCCAAUUUAACUUCUUACAGUCUGGAAAUCAUGAUUCUUUUACGAAUGGCACCCCAACUACUGUCCGCAAGGACGAUGCAGAUCCAGAGCCUCGUGGAGAGGAACCGACUGUGGGGAAGACACUCGAGCAGGGCAAUACGGAUGGAUUCGAUACAGAGGCUUUUACUAGCAUUGUGGGCGAACAUCUCUCGUCAGACACCAUGCAGAAGAUCCGGAGUGUUUCCGGCGACGAUUUGGAGAGAGCAGUUAAUGUCUAUUUUGACGGGUCCUGGAAAACUUCCGCUACUCGUGCAGCACCCCAAACUCAAACUACUUUGACAUUGCAGGGACGAACAAUUCCCCUGCAACCGACGCCAGUUAGUGGAGUGUCUAUGCUGGACACAAGGACACCCCGUGUAGCUACACCGGCUUGCCGAGACCAGCCCUCAUUGAGAUACAUCGGUGCAUUUGGCGUGGGCGGAUGGGCCACGAGGAGUGGAGUGAGGCUUCUUAAGCAUGGAGACAAGGUGAAUAUUGAGAGGGCUAGGUCUCAGCCGGUCUCGAAACGUGGUCGUGGUGGUAGGUUCAUAACAAACCAGAAAGGAGAUGUUUUGACACGGUUCACGAAUAAUUCCGGCCAAGAGAUUGGACGACUGCCUCGAGAAACGGCUGAAUGGGUCUCCACAUUGAUCGAUCAGAAGGCUUGCAAAUUUGAAGGUGUCUGCGUUUUCGCCCCGGACGCAAUCCGGGUGAACGAUACGAUCUAUAUACAAUUAUGGUGCUAUCUUCGCAUCGAGGCAUUCCAGCCUGGGAUCCCAGAUGGCAUCUCUGAUGAUAAUAGAUCCAUCACAAUAUUCGAGGAAAAAGAGAGCGCAGAGGAGAAGCGGUUACGUCUCCGCCAGGUAGCCCUAGUGCGUCUUUUUGACGAAAUCGGCCUCGAUCCCACGUCGAUUAAUGAUAUGACUAAAAAGCACAAGAAAGAGGGAUUGCUACGCGCUGCGGAAAUCGCGGAGCAGUACGACAAGAAUCAAAAGGAUGGCAAGUUGAAUGGUAGUUCAUCGGACGAAGAAGAGUCCGCAGAACUUGCGGAAGACCAACUAGAUACGCUCUACAAAAAGGCACAAUCGUUCGAUUUCAGCAUGCCAGAAGCAGAGCCUUCAUCGACGUUCACCAUGAGCCUUCGAAAAUAUCAGAAGCAAGCACUACAUUGGAUGCUUGCAAAGGAGAGAGACAACAAGGCUGGCCGGGAAAGAUCAAUGCACCCACUAUGGGAAGAGUACUUGUGGCCAACCAAAGACGUUGAUGAUAGCAAUCUCCCUGCCAUUGACGGUUUGGACCAUUUCUAUGUCAAUCCGUAUUCGGGGGAGCUCAGUCUUGAUUUUCCAGAACAGGAACAGCACUGCCUAGGUGGCAUCUUGGCUGACGAAAUGGGACUGGGUAAGACAAUUGAGAUGUUGAGCCUGAUCCAUACUCAUCGAAAUGUGCCUCCAAGGCAAGCCUGGGAUGCACCUAGCUCCGUCAGCGAUCUCCCUCCUCUACACAGUACCUACGCUAGGGUUGUUCCUGCCCCUUACACCACACUCGUUGUUGCUCCAACUUCACUGCUUUCGCAGUGGGAGAGUGAAGCAUUAAAGGCGUCUCAACCAGGGUCGAUUACGGUCUACAUGUAUUAUGGAAACGACAAAAACAUUGACCUAAGGAAACUAUGCUCAGCAAGCAACCUGACUGCUCCCAAUGUAAUUGUCACUAGUUAUGGUGUUGUACUUUCGGAGCAUCGCAGUUUUUUGUCGCAGAUGUCCGCUCCUCAAGGUGGUUUAUUUUCUGUCGAGUUCUUCCGCGUUAUUUUGGAUGAAGCCCAUGUAAUUAAAAAUCGACUCUCCAAAUCAGCUAGAGCGUGCUACGAGCUGAAAGCAACGCAUCGAUGGGUCUUGACCGGAACACCAAUUGUCAAUCGCCUGGAAGAUUUGUUCAGCCUGGUGAGAUUCCUCAAGGUUGAGCCCUGGAACAACUUCUCGUACUGGAAGACCUUUAUCACGGUUCCAUUCGAGUCCAAGGAAUAUGUCCGCGCACUCAAUGUUGUACAGACUGUCCUCGAACCUUUAGUUCUUCGACGCACCAAAACGAUGCAGACACCAGAAGGGGAGCCGCUGGUGCCACUGCCCCGUCGGACGAUCACUGUCGAAGAGGUCGAGCUCUCGGAUCAGGAGCGUGAAAUCUACGACUAUAUCUAUACUCGCGCAAAGCGGACGUUCAAUGACAACGUGCAAGCUGGCACGCUGCUCAAGUCGUUUACGACGAUCUUUGCUCAAAUUCUCCGCCUUCGUCAGACGUGUUGUCACCCCAUCCUCACCCGUAACAAGGCGAUUGUUGCGGAAGAGGAGGACGCGGCCGCCGCAGAAGGCGUUAAUGGGUUGAAGGAUGACAUGGAUCUGCAAGAUCUUAUCAACCGGUUUACGACGGCAACUGAGGCUGCCGGCUCCAAUGAGCAACCAAACUCCUCAAUCAAGUUCACGACCCAUGCCUUGAAACAGAUUCAGAAUGAGUCAAGUGGAGAGUGUCCGAUCUGUUCCGAAGAACCCAUGAUCGACCCAGCCGUAACGGCAUGUUGGCACAGUGCAUGUAAGAAGUGCCUGGAGGAUUAUAUCCGGCAUCAGUCGGACAAGGGCGAGUCUCCGCGAUGCUUCUCGUGCCGCGCAGCAGUCAGCAGCCGGGAUAUCUUCGAGGUCGUGCGUCAUCCGUCGAGCAACUUGACAACUGCCGACGACGACCUUUACAGCAGUACUCCCCCGUCCGGCACUCAAGGCACUCCGCGGAUCUCCCUUCGACGGAUCCACCCUCUCUCCCCCUCUGCUCACACAUGCGCCAAGAUCCACUCCCUCAUCAAUCACCUCCACCGCGUCCCAUCCGACACCAAAUCGGUCGUCUUCUCGCAGUUCACCAGCUUCCUGGACCUCAUCGGACCCCAACUCGAUCGAGCAGGCAUUUCUUACCUGCGUCUGGACGGGACGAUGCCCCAGAAGCAACGAGCCGACGUGCUCGCCCGAUUCAACAAGAUGGAAUCCUACGACCGAGAAGACAUCGAAGACGAGUCCGAGGAAGCAGGUAACGCCGUGCCUCCGCUGCGCUCCAGACCAUCCUCCUCUAACCCUACCACCAAAAAGCGAUCCGGUCCUCCCAUCCCCAAAGUCCUCCUCAUCAGUCUUCGUGCCGGAGGCGUCGGGCUCAAUCUUACCGUUGCAAGUAACGUAUUCAUGAUGGAUCCGUGGUGGAGUUUCGCCAUCGAGGCUCAGGCUAUCGACCGCGUUCAUCGAAUGGGCCAGCUCCGGAACGUGUCAGUGACGCGAUUUAUUGUGAAGGAUUCCAUCGAGGGUCGGAUGUUAAGGGUCCAAGACAGGAAGAUGAAUAUUGCCGGGUCGUUAGGGUUGAGGGUCGGGGGUGAUGGAUCGGAAGAGGAGAAGAAGAAAGAGAGAAUCGAGGAGUUGAGAUUACUGUUUGAAUAA